CCUCCUGGAGCCAUGCGAGAUCCUCCAUGAUCGUGAGCAUCCAUUCGGGACCGCUACUCUGCAGGUCACGUCUUCUGGUUCAGCAAUGUCGAACUGCGCCCAGAGUUUGGACGCAGCACUUCAACUUGUCUGCACGACUCUUCAACGACAAAGAUUCGGCACAGGAUGAUGGACUACCCACGCAGCGAGUCCGACUGGGCAAUAAUGCGCCAUUACCACUCCCACCCCUCCUCAACACAGUAGUGAAAGCUGCUCGACGUCGCUGGACGAGGCCGAAACCCCUCCCGACGCCGGCCGACAUCACUCCUUUUCGCGAGAGAAUCAACAAUAACCCAUACGCUCACGCGCUCGCGAUGCCUGUCCGCCAAUGCUCCGUCACGCAACAGAACCUCCCCUCCUUCUUCAUGCGCAACCUGACCAUCAAACGCGACCCCAGCACAGACACAGAGUGGUUCCUACCCAUCACCGAUUUCGGGAAAAUCAACCGCGAAGCCCGACCCGCAAAAUGCGCCAUCUCACACUUAAAUUCCCAAAAGCUCGCCAAUUUCCUCUUCGGCGAAGGCGGCACCAAGCCGCAUCUCAGCGAGAAGAAGAAACGCCUCAGCAAAACCCUUGGGAAGAAUACGACUCCGCAGAGCAGAAACUCGAUCAUGCGCGUCGCUCAGGCCAUGGUGGUCAAUAUGCGGCCAAAGUGGAUGCCGCGCAUGUUCAAGGGACAGGUGAAAUGGCGCCCAGAUCUCGCGGACCUGUACCUGGAUCUCAGCCGGGCCCACGCUCGCAGAACGCUCGCGCUGACGCUGAAGAACAAGAAGAAAGGCCCGGAUGCGUGGGCAGUUGCUGUCGAGGAUCCGCAGACGCUCGCAGAGCACGACAAUGUGGCAUGUAUGCUCUACGUCGGAGGCCCUGGCCCGAGCGAUUUUGCCGAGCAAGUCAACGAAGCGAAUAAAAUGAUUGCUUUCAUCGAAAAGGGCGUGAUGAUAGUCGCAGAAAUGUUUGACAGGGCGCGCCGCAGGGAUGAAGACAAAACGGACACAUUCCCACCGGAGCAGAUAGGCCUCUCUCGACUGCAAGAGAAGGUGAAGUAUCCGCCCGUGCAGUAUCCGACAAUGCCGUAUAGAGACAGGAAAGUCGCGCUGUAUCAUCUCUGGGACCUGUUUGGUGAGGAUAUGGCGAAGGAGAUCCUUGCCGAAACAAGGUUUAGGAAUGCGAAGUGGAUUGCGUUGACUGAGAGCAAGUGGACGCGGAAUGUGCAGAUGCAGUUGAUGCGCCUUCAGGGGUAUAUACAGACUCCGAUAUGAAUUCAACUUUAACCACUUUGCACAGCUCCGACUUGUAUAUAGCUUUUUGUCUCGCUGACCAAAUAGAAAACUCAUGUAACAACGCAGAACCUCUGAGCAUCAGAGAGACGUGAAACAUGAACAUGAGAGCGCACGUGUAGACAUCAGACCCAAGCAAGAAGGAGAUUCACGAGCA
Molecule: messenger RNA, 1473 nt
Organism: Pseudovirgaria hyperparasitica
Lineage: Eukaryota; Fungi; Ascomycota; Dothideomycetes; Acrospermales; Acrospermaceae
Exons: 2
Coding region: 27-1298 (423 amino acids)
Source: RefSeq, a predicted model, not a curated record